UGAAUUGGCAGCACUUGCGAUUGCUUUUCUUACCAAUUUCAAUACAAGACUUGUUUAUCAAUUGAAGCAAUAAAGUUUAAUGGCAACACACCCUUCGAAGCAAUUUAUGAAAUGUCUGCAAUAUGCAGCUCACAAGCACAGUGAGCAGCGACGAAAGGAUCCGAAGUGUACUCCAUAUGUAAAUCACGUUAUUAACGUGAGUACCAUUUUGGCCGUAGAAGCCGGCGUACAAGAUGAAGCGGUGCUAAUGGCGGCUCUACUUCAUGAUGUGGUCGAGGAUACGGAUGCAACGUUUGCGGACGUAGAGGCUCUCUUCGGCAGUGAUGUGUGCAAUUUGGUGUGCCAGGUGACCGACGACAAGUCGCUAGAGAAGCAGGAGCGCAAGCGUUUGCAGAUUGUGAAUGCAGCCAAGUCGAGCAGCAGAGCCAAGCUCAUCAAGUUGGCCGAUAAGCUAGACAAUCUGAGAGACUUGCAGAUUAAUACGCCAUCCGGUUGGACAGAGGAACGACGUGAGCAGUACUUCGUGUGGGCCAAGAAGGUAGUGGACAACCUACGCGGUACCAAUUCUGCACUGGAGCAACAGCUGGAUGAUAUAUUUAGGCAACGAUGUCUGAUGUAAAUAAUAAUGCAACUGAUGAUUGUGCACCAAGAGGCAAACUGUUUAG
This is a messenger RNA of Drosophila busckii, 665 nucleotides long. RefSeq names its product guanosine-3',5'-bis(diphosphate) 3'-pyrophosphohydrolase MESH1 (gene Mesh1). Lineage: Eukaryota; Metazoa; Arthropoda; Insecta; Diptera; Drosophilidae. The transcript has 2 exons. Gene Ontology annotation, molecular function: guanosine-3',5'-bis(diphosphate) 3'-diphosphatase activity. The record is from RefSeq and is a predicted model, not a curated record. Bases 80 to 619 code for a protein of 179 amino acids.